This is a messenger RNA of Notodromas monacha, 2107 nucleotides long. NCBI's taxonomy places the organism in Eukaryota, Metazoa, Arthropoda, Ostracoda, Podocopida, Cyprididae. The record is from the annotation of a GenBank genome assembly.
GCAGGCGAAUGUGUUAUUCCUUCCCAAGACGAUGUCCCUUUCGUACCUUGAGAACUACGAAGCAGUGGAAUACGGCCGUUUCGGAGACCUUUUCGCGAGUCCUAAUAUUCUUCAGGUUUCCAGCAGCUCCCACGACCACAGCUUUAACCAAGACGAUGAGCAACUGGUGUACAACGACAGUCCGAAUCAGCAUUCAGUGACCCCGAAGAGGUCAGAUCUUCAACGAGGGCGUCCGAGAGCAGAUGCCAUCACGAACUUGAUAAUCAAGGGAUCGAGUUCAAAGAGCAAUAUCAAAUGUCCUGUUUGCACUCGCGUUUUUCCGCGGGAGAAGAGCCUUCAAGCCCAUCUCCGUACUCACACAGGUGAGAAACCAUAUACAUGUGAUUACCCGAGCUGCACGAAAUCCUUCGCACAAAGUGGACAGCUCAAGACCCACCAGAGACUACAUGCGGGAGAGAAGCCCUUUUGCUGCACCGUGACGGGUUGUGACGUCAGGUUCACCCACGCAAAUCGCCAUUGUCCUCAACACCCUCAAGCUGGUCUCAAGCGCUCCAAAGACGUGGUUCUUCAGCCCACGAUUUCCUCAGGCCAGAACCGGGAGGAGGUCUUGGUAUGGCUCGAAAAGUAUCGCCAAGAAAGAGAGUUGAGCAACGCCUUCGGAGACAAAUCGGAUGCGGAAAACGAGCCUGGUGUGAUCUGCACAACCCCAGCGGCACCCCGGAAACUGAAAAGCCGGAAAGAAGACAUGAACGAGAAAUUCUCUUCUUGUUUCACUCCACCACGCUCAAAGCCACAAGACGCGGAAAACAUCCCGCAAGAAAACUCAUCAACUCCGGUCAGAUUAGACCGCAAACGCUUGCCUCUGUCCCCACUCAAGAUAAGCUCCAACAACGCGAACCAAGUGCCUGCUGACGAACGCAAAUUCUGCAUGCCGAAAAAGCGCUGGCUUCGAGAAGCCAGUCGGCAAAUGGCGCAACAGAUAUCCAACACGGUGGUGAAGCAGGAAAUCAAAUUCGACAGUGACGCGGAGAACAAUGCUCUGUGUAAUUUGCCGUCUUUCUCUACGACUUUCGGGGGAUACGAUGUUAUCCCUGCCCCGAUUCAGCCGCCCAUUAAGUGCGAACCUGUGACUUUGAAUAGAGAGUGGAUGUCGCCGGAUCCGAACAAGAUGCUCGGUGCCAUGGCCCUUGUCGAACUCGGGACUCAAGCGGUUUCUGAAGAGUUCCCCUUGAACCUGAGUGUUCCCAGCUACCAACCCUGAGAUCUGUGCAAAGGCGGAACGCCAUGUUUCUGCUCCCGUUUCUUUGUUUGCGAAAGAGCGUUGUUGUGUUUGACAGAGCCUUCAUUAUAUGAAGUGAAGUGGUACCUCGUGUCAUCUUUGGGUCCAAUAUGCGCUUCAAAACUUGAGGUUUUAUAUUUUAAUUUAUAGGUUGAGAAGUGACACGAAGUUUGCAGUAAUGGAAUUCCAGUUAAACUACGAGAUCUUAUUUUUCCUGAAACUUCUCCCCAUAAUCUUUUUAAUUGAGCAGGAUGAAGAAGAUGGCUAGAGAGGAAUGCAGAAUAUUUCUGAUGAAAGUAAUGUAAAUGUUGGAUACUAAAUGAACAGUGUAAUUCAUGGAGAUUAUAACGGGAAAUUCUUCAAGAAUUAAACUUAUGGUUAGAAGCAUUUUCACCUAUUACGCGAAUAAAAGCAUCAUCAAGCUCAUAGGGUGUUGCCGUAUUCAAGCUGUUCAACAAAUUUUGAACCAUUGAUGGUUCCUUUCGAGUUAAUUGAGAUACCAAUCGACUAAUCCGAGUUGAAAAAUUGAACAUUGAUGCAUCAAUCAAAUUCUCCCAUGAGAGGGAACAUGUUCUGUGAGAGGUGGUUUAAUAUUAUGUUUGAGACUGCUGAACCAAAACUUCGAGGCGUCUGGAAAUAUUUGAAUGAAAGUCAUGUGUAAAUGUGCGAGACGAGGAAAAUUCGCUGUUUUGUUUAUUUCUAUUUCAUUUAAUGUUUCUGGGACUAGUCACUCGCUUUUAUGUUUCUUUCCUGAUUGAUGUAUUACCCGAUUUGUGCCCAAGCUUCUGCAUUUUUUUGUGUAAUGAAGAUGAUUUUGAUGCGAUGAAA